This is a messenger RNA of Xenia sp. Carnegie-2017, 1317 nucleotides long. Its product is annotated as cyclin-dependent kinase 10-like. The coding region runs from base 12 to 1181 and encodes 389 amino acids. Gene Ontology annotation, molecular function: ATP binding; cyclin-dependent protein serine/threonine kinase activity. Gene Ontology annotation, cellular component: nucleus. The transcript is spliced from 4 exons. NCBI's taxonomy places the organism in Eukaryota, Metazoa, Cnidaria, Anthozoa, Malacalcyonacea, Xeniidae. Gene Ontology annotation, biological process: regulation of mitotic cell cycle; protein phosphorylation. The record is from RefSeq and is a predicted model, not a curated record.
UUUUACCAGUGAUGAUGUGUCAAAACUUACCUCCCAACAACAUCUCCUGCAGUACAAACAUACAAAGAACUGUGCAAAAGUGCCAGCAAAGUGAAGAGUCUUUCACAGAUGAUACUGUUACUGUGGUACCUGAGCAGUAUCGAUUUGGAAACUGUCGGAAUGUGGUUGAGUUUGAAAAGCUGAAUAGGAUUGGUGAAGGAACGUAUGGUGUUGUGUAUCGGGCAAGAGAUACCGUUAAUGAUUCUAUUGUUGCAUUGAAAAAGGUGCGAAUGGAAGAGAAAGAAGGUUUGGCCAUAAGUGGUUUACGCGAAAUAGAUCUCUUACUAAACAUCAAUCAUAUCAAUAUUGUUCGUCUGCAUGAAGUUGCUGUGGGUUUUCAUCUGCAGAGUAUCUUCCUUGUAAUGGAGUAUUGUCAUCAUGACUUGGCAUCAUUAUUAGAUAACAUGAAAACGCCAUUCACAGAAGCACAAGUGAAGUGCUUAAUGCUUCAACUGUUGAAAGGUGUUGAGUAUUUGCAUAAAUGUUUUAUCGUACAUAGAGAUCUGAAGGUGUCCAAUUUACUUCUCACUGAUAAAGGUAUAUUGAAGAUAGCUGAUUUUGGCUUGGCGAGAAAAUUUGGUUAUCCUUUAAAACCAAUGACACCAAUAGUUGUCACUCUAUGGUAUCGUGCCCCUGAGUUGUUGCUGGGAGCCAAGGUUCAGACACCUGCUGUGGACAUCUGGGCUUGUGGCUGUAUUCUGGGAGAAUUACUUGACAGCAAGCCUUUGUUACCUGGGAAAUCAGAAAUCAACCAAUUAGACUUAAUAAUCAACCUUUUUGGCACACCAAACGAUCAAAUAUGGCCUGGAUUUUCUAAUUUAUCAGUUGCCAAAAACUUCAACCUAAAGAGACAGCCUUAUAACAACUUAAAGCAUCGUUUUUCAUGGCUUUCCUUUGCUGGCUUAUCUUUGCUAAAUCAAAUGUUUAUGUAUGACCCUGGAAAAAGAGCAUCUGCUUUUGAAUGUAUGGAAAGCUCUUAUUUUUCUGAGAUUCCGCUUCCAGUUCAUGCUGAGAUGAUGCCCACUUUUCCUGAGCAUCGAAAUCUGAACACAAAAGUUUCGAUUUCAAAAAGAAAGCAAGAACAUCCCUCUUCAAGUUUUUCUUUUAUUUUUGAUAGUAAAAAGAACAGGCUUCAGAAAUAAGUGACGCAACUGCAGGGGGGGAGGUGAACUUCUACUUUUAUGAACUUCUACUUUUGAACAUGUAUGAACUUCUACUUUUAUCUUCUCUAAAAUUUAAAUUAUUGAUUGACUCAUUAAAACACUAAAAGUUUUUCAA